CCCACCAACCCAACGAAUCCCCACCGCAGCCAUGCUCUCCAUGCUCUCCUUCUCCCCGCGCCAACUCGCCGCCCAAUGCCUCAACUUCGGCCUCGUCCUGUCAACCGCCUUCAUGCUCUGGAAAGGCCUCGGCAUCGCCGCCAACUCGCCGUCCCCGAUCGUCGUCGUGCUGUCGGGCAGCAUGGAACCGGCCUUCGCGCGCGGCGAUUUGCUAUUCCUCUGGAACCGGGGGCUGGACACGCAGAUUGGGGAGGUGGUGGUGUAUAACGUCAAGGGCAAGGACAUACCGAUUGUGCAUCGCGUGGUGCGGCGGUUUGGGGGCGGGGCUACCCCCCUCCGCCUCCUCACCAAAGGCGACAACAACGCCGCCGACGACACGGAGCUGUACGCGCGCGGGCAGGACUUCCUGGACCGCGAGGAGGAUGUGAUUGGGAGUGUGGUGGGCUUCGUGCCGUUUGUGGGCUAUGUGACGAUUCUGCUGAGCGAGAACCCGUGGCUGAAGAAGGUGAUGAUCGGGUUGAUGGGGGUCAUGAUUGCGUUGCAGCGGGAAUGA
Messenger RNA from Mytilinidion resinicola, 553 nucleotides. Its product is annotated as signal peptidase complex catalytic subunit sec11. Gene Ontology annotation, molecular function: serine-type endopeptidase activity. The transcript has 2 exons. Lineage: Eukaryota; Fungi; Ascomycota; Dothideomycetes; Mytilinidiales; Mytilinidiaceae. The record is from RefSeq and is a predicted model, not a curated record. The coding region runs from base 32 to 553 and encodes 173 amino acids. Gene Ontology annotation, cellular component: membrane; signal peptidase complex.